GAUCUCACAAAGCAAAAAUUUUACGGUCUUGCACGGUGCGGUAUUAAAAUAGUGACUACAAUAACACCUUAAAUAUUAAUAAAAUGUCGGAAGUGGUAGACAGUGAAACGUUUAAAAAACGCAAAUUAAUUUUGUGUAAAUUCAUGAAUGGAAAUGUCAAAGAAGACUCUGAGGAAAAACUAAAGUGUAGAGUUCUCCAUCGAUCUAGUCAAUCUGAUCUUAAAACUAAAGAUCAGAAAAUAAUGGUUUCAGAGUCAGAGGAUAUGACAUAUAUAGGAAAGAAUUUCGGGAGAUAUCGUUGUAAUCCUAAUCGUACAAUCAAACAGUAUGUUGGAAUAUAUGAUGAGAAGUCUGGAAAGAUGAGAAUAUGUGAUGCUGAAAUGUUUCAUAUGAUGCCACAUGUCCCAGGAAGAGAUGAUGAUGACACUCCACUGCCUCAACACAAUUAUGUUCAGAAGCUUGGAAUGUUAACGGAAGCGUUUGGAAGUAAAUGGAAGAAAUCAGCAUUGGAGAAACAACAAAGGAACAUGAUAGAUGAAGGGACAAUGAAGGACCAUCUAGCUGCUGAUAUACACCAUGGAAAACAACAGGUGAAACUUCAUCAGCUGCAGAAAGAAGAAACAAAAAGCACACAAUCAGUGUUAGAUGUGAUACCUCCAUGCAAUAAAAAUGCUGAAAAUGUUGAAGAUGUCUAUAGUCUCUCAGACAUUUUAUCAGAAAUUGACAUGGAUUCCCUACAAUCUCCUGCUGCAGUGUUCUUUGACAGUACACCAGCACAAAUCAAAGAAUGGAAAGAUAACAAAACGUAUCCAGCAUAUGUUUUAAGUCAUGUAUCAAGCAUGUCAUUAGAUCCGCUCAUUCGCUGGGAGAGGUCCAAGUGUCUUAUAUAUUUGUAUUAUAUGAUACAUUUGUACAAGUUAUCACCGAAAGAACUGAGACAAAAAGACCCUUUUCCAAAAGAUUGUCCAGGAAAUAUGAAGAGUAAACUGUCUGAAAACUUCACAAAACAAGCAGUCAAGACAAGAUGUAUGCCGAGUCGUUUAAAGGAUAGGUUAGCAGCUUAUAUCCUCACUUUAUGUUUGCUGAUAGAUGAAUUUUCUGUUGAACUUAUUGAUCUCAUGAAGGAUAUGCAGCUAGAAAGAAGCAAGAUGUUUUUGAUUCUCAAGUCACUGGGAUGUAAAAUAAACAAAAAAGAAACAGAUGGGGAAGUCAGAUACAUUGCAAGAUUAAAACUGCCUUUAGAUUUCCCUCAGAGACCACUGUUUAAAGAGCGAUCAAAGAGGAGAUGAUUGGCCAGUUAAUAUGUGUAUAUUAAACCCAAAGUACUAUGACGAGGUACAUAACUGAAUGAUGAUCAUUUUUCCAGACAGCAUUAUGGUAUAUGCACAGUGAAUAAGAAAUACAUACAAAUUUGUUAAAAUCCAAAAAACUUAAUGUUUUUAUAACGCAUACAUGACUGUAUAUAUCAAUUUUGGUUUAUAGUUAACAUAUGCUGAAUGUAUGUUGACCUUGCCAUAAACUGUCCAUUCCUUAUUUAAGCAAUUGCAAUAUUAAAAUGCUGAAGUUAAGCAGAUACCUGCAUAGUUAAAACAGUCAGAAUAAAAGUGAAUGCUGGCUUUAUGCUAUAGUAGUGACACUAGCAAACAAACAAUGUUGCCUGCUCUUUGGUCCUAUAUUAAGUUGAUUGAAAUAUAAAUUAAAACUGUUGAAAAUGUGACUUCAUUUCUCUAAAAAUUAACAACAUUAAGACAUUUAAAACUUCAUACCAAUUCGUGCAACUGUUUUAGUAAUGAACAUUUGAAAUAGUAAAGAUAUGAAAUAAGUUAAGAACGGGAUAUGGGAGUUUAUGGUAAUGAUUUGGCAACUGAAAUUUAUGCACAGCUGAGAAAAAUCAAUACUUAUGUCUGUUCUUUCCCUACAUAUCAAGCACAGACUACCAACUGAAAUACCUGAAAUGCGUGAAAAUAAAAAAAAAACCAAAACAAAAAAAAACCCAUAAGCUCUUACUGUGUGAUUGGGUAGAGUUAUUGUGAUGUAAAAAGGUAGUCCAAACUUGUACUUUUAUUGUUGAUCAUAAAUAUUGAAAUACUUUGGCUUUUUCGUCUUCUUAAAAGUUCUGAAAUAACUUAAAGGCACUGUCAGAUGGGGAAGACCAGUGUUGGUCUAUAGUUUUGUAACAUAUUAGGUUGAUGGCAAGAUUGUACAAAUAUAAAACAGAUUCUUAAAACAUAAUUAUUUUUUCUAAGGUUGAAUUUUUUUUGAAAUUGUCCAUUUUUGUGGAAAUAUGCAGGUGUAUGAAAUUAGAAGUUAUAUACAAUACAUGCCUUUCUAAAAAAAAAUCUGAAAUUGCUCUGGAUAGAGUUAUGAUAACACAUUUUGUCUUAUAAGUUACUGAUAAAAAAAUCAAUCUUUGAUUAUGCUUGGUUGAACUUGUCAUGUUUGAUUAAAUCAAUGUAAGAUAAAUCUUUGUUCGAGAUUCAAUAUUACAUUCUUUAGUUAAUUGCACCUUAUUGAUUGAUUGGUAUAUAAAUGUAUAUACUUGUUAUUUUCUUGUUUGCCAUGGUUAUAAUGAUAAUAUCUUAUUUCAUUUGUGAAGUAUAGAGUAUAUAUUUUGUUAACUUUUAUGUGUUGGUUUUACAUAUAACAAUACAUGAAAGAAAAAUAAUGAGUAGAAAA
Messenger RNA from Ruditapes philippinarum (Manila clam), 2676 nucleotides. RefSeq names its product DNA-directed RNA polymerase I subunit RPA49-like. The record is from RefSeq and is a predicted model, not a curated record. NCBI's taxonomy places the organism in Eukaryota, Metazoa, Mollusca, Bivalvia, Venerida, Veneridae. Gene Ontology annotation, biological process: RNA polymerase I preinitiation complex assembly; nucleolar large rRNA transcription by RNA polymerase I; transcription elongation by RNA polymerase I. The transcript has 12 exons. Gene Ontology annotation, molecular function: DNA binding. Bases 84 to 1289 code for a protein of 401 amino acids. Gene Ontology annotation, cellular component: RNA polymerase I complex.